AAAACAGAGUCGCGGGAGGAUAAGAACAGCCACGACACUCUUCUGUCCAUACAUCCCCAGAGUAUAGAGAGAUGUCGAGCAAGGCGCAAACAAGCCAGACAGGCACUGCUGGAAAAUAACCUCCGCUCAGAUCACGGAAUCCAAGCGUUCGUAUGAAUCUCAAACUACGGUUACUGUGAAGGCCCAGGUCUUACGGCGAAAGGGAAGCAUCAUAUAGGACCAGAUGGAGUUGGUGAAAUGAAAGCAGACUACUAACAAAUGGACCAUCGGUCGGAAUAUAUGGAGUGUAGGUCAAUCCUCACAUGUAUCGAGGAGGAGGAGGAGGAAGAGGAGGGUGAUGAUGAUGAUGAAGCCCAUGACAUGGAAGAGGAUGAUGGGGACAGAGAGGAGACCCAAAAAGGAGGUGUAAAGGAGACAGUGGACCAAAUGGGGGAAGAAGACGAAGAAGAAAGUGGCAGAGUGGAAGGAGGGGGAGAAGAAGAUGAGGAAGACUCUGACUCUCCCUGUCUGACGCCAAGACCCUGGCGACUGCCUCGUGACUUCGACGUCGUCUUCCAAGAGACGCGCUAUGUGGACAAUGUCCAGAGUGAGUCUGGGUCAGAAGACGGCUCCCUCUGUACAGCCGAACCACAGCCCACCGCCUCUCCCCCCGAACCCUCUCCUUCAUCAGAACACACCCCUUCUUCAGAAAGUACCUCUCCACCCGAACACGGUCCUUCAUCAGAACACGCCUCUCCACCCGAUCAGACCUCUUCAUCCCAACACAGCCCUCCAUCAGGACACACCCCUUCUUCAGAAAGUACCUCUCCACCCGAACACGGUCCUUCAUCGGAACACGCCUCUCCACCCGAUCAGACCUCUUCAUCACAACACAGCCCUCCAUUAGGCCACAGCUCUCCACCCGAACACACCUCUCCAUCGGGAUACACCAGUCCUUCAGAACACACCCCGCCUCCACCCACACACUCCUCUCCAUCCGAACACACCCCAUCAUCAGAAUACACCUCUGCAUCAGACCACCCCCCUUCAUCAGAACACACCCCCCCACCAGGACACAGCCUUUGGCCUCAACCGGGCAGACAGUGGAGCCAUGGACUCCCAAACAUGAAGGUCUACUCCUGGGCAGAGAGAGCGUGGCGGCGGUCAAGAGCAGAGCAGCCAAAGAAAGGCUCGAAGAGGAGGCGUUCAUCAGAUGAGGAUUUUCCUGGCUGGUUGCUGGAGCUCAUGUUUAGCAUUGAGGAGUCGACAAAACAUGUACUGUUCGUUGAAUAUGAACAUGCAAAGGCAUAACGGGUCGUUGCUUGUUUUCUGAACUUCUUUCAAUGGUGUGAUGAUGUUGUUUAUCGUGGGGUAUUUUCACUGGGAUGGUAGAGGUUUACUUUAAGCUCAAUUUAUUUUUGACAUCUAACUUUAUUUUCCCCAGACAAGUCCCACAGACAAUCAAGUAUUUUUUCUUGAAGAAAACAACAAAAAAUGAAAGAAGCUAUGAUUUCUAAAUAAAAGUCCUAAAAAUUAAUGUGUUGCACAUCAGAGUGUUUUUUGACAUUUUUUAUGGUAGCUAUUCCUGAUUUGCCAAGUUAAAAGUUAGACCGAACUUUCUGAACUGACUAUUCAAACAUGACGACAACAGAGCCAGGCUCUUUUAAAGUCCUAUCUAAUACUACACCAAAGCAACAAUCAAUUACUACUGGCUGUCUUCACACAAACAUGUUGUGAUUGCGGUGCAGGAAUCCAUAAUGUUUGUUGUAAGGCUCUGUUAAAGGGUCAUGAGGCCGUUGUUUGUGCUGUCUGAACGAUAAGGUGACCCUUCACCAAAUAGACUGCAGUGGCCAAUAUGUUAUUGGGUUUCUUCAGUCAACAACUUA
This is a messenger RNA of Gadus morhua (Atlantic cod), 1865 nucleotides long. RefSeq names its product extensin. The coding region runs from base 259 to 1290 and encodes 343 amino acids. The transcript is spliced from 6 exons. Lineage: Eukaryota; Metazoa; Chordata; Actinopteri; Gadiformes; Gadidae. The record is from RefSeq and is a predicted model, not a curated record.